AGUUUGUUUAUAAACUUUGUGCUGUGCGGAUGUGUGCGCGCUUUUGUCGUCUGGGGAAAUCGCUGGAGAAUCGCUACUUGGAGCUACGAACUUCGAACCCAAAAGCUAGCCGCUCGGCGUUCCGCUCAGCCUCGCCCACCGUCCCGUCGCCGUCGCAGCCGACCACUGCCCGCCCGUCUGCCUACACCCACGCUCGACGAAAAGCUGAGGAAAAGCGCGCGCGCGACAAGUGAAGCGCACAGGUUAUCUGUGCUCAUAUGGGUGAAACAGUGAAGCAGUGUUUGUUUGUGUGAUUUCUUUUGUUUGCUGGCCAAUUGUGGAGCUUAAUUGAAUGCUUGUCUCAUAUGGGCCAACAGGACCACAGGCCGAAAACAACAACAACAGCUUCAGCAAAAGCCUACUCGAGUGUUUCACAACGCCAUAAAAAAGCAUAUAUAUUGAAAAAAAAGAGGAGAAAUACCAAAGCAGCACAUAUACACGAACUAAUCGACAAGAAGAGAAGCUAAGCCAGAAAUACUAUAUAUAUAUAUAUAUACAUAUAUAGCAUAUAAAAAAACCAGUUUCAAGCCGCCGCAGCAGUAGCAGAAGCAGCGCAGUCGCAGCGUUUCAGUCGAGCUCCUGUGACGCAAUCUAAAAAUCAUUAAAGAACUUUGACGCCUAAGUGAAUUCCAAACAAAUCAGCAAACAAGCCAGCGAAUAAAUAAAUCAUUUGAGGCACCCAAUAGCAGAGACAUGCCACCCACCGAACUGAGGAGACUGGUCCUGGGCGUGGUUAUCGCCACCGUGGUCCUGGCGCUCGGAGCUGGAGGAGUCCUGGGCGAGAGCUCGUCCACCUGCGGACCCAACUUCCCGGCGGCUUGCAGCUGCGGCAGGGAGUUGUACGAGAGCGAGACGCAGUACGUGGUGAACUGCACGAACGCCGGACUGCGGAACACCAGUGUGCUGGAGUUCAUGCCCGACCAGGUGGAGGUGCUCAUCUUCACGGGCAACCGCAUCGCCGAGCUGCCGUGGAAUGUCUUCGGCAGCAUCAACGACUACAAGCAGCUGCGCAUCGUGGACAUGAGCAGCAACCACAUCCGCGAGAUUCGCGGCAAGAGCUACCACCAUGUGCCGCGCGUGGAGCGACUGAUCCUCAACCACAACAAUCUGAGCAUCUCGCGGUUCGACGACGAGGUGAACCACCACCAUCCGCGCGUCUUCUCGAACUUCAUAAACCUGCAGAGUCUGCACCUGACCGAUGCCUUCGAGGACAACAGUUCGCCGCAGCUGAGCGAGGAUCUGCACGACAUCUUCGUGAACAGCCAGCUGGUGAAGCUGCAGAAGCUGCAUCUAGAGCAGAACGAGAUCACGCACUUCAAGGACCGCAACGUCUUCUGCGACCUGCCCUCGCUGCGCGACCUCCACCUGGGCGACAACGAGCUGCGCGACCUCAACUUCGAAGUUCGCUGCCUGAACAACCUGCGCUUCCUGGACCUGGAGCGAAACAAGUUCGGCUUCGUAAAGCCCAGCGAUCUGCGGGUGCUCAACGAGCUGGAGAAUCGCCCCAACCGCACGGCCAACCUGAUCGUGGACUUCAACCUGAACCCAUUCGUCUGCGACUGCCGCAUCGCCCCGUUCCGCACGUGGAUACCCAGCACCCGGGUGACGGUGCGCAACAAGGACAGUCUGAUGUGCUUCCACUCGCCGGGCCGCGUGGACUCCUCGCCCGUCCACCUCCUCCAAAUGGACAUGGGUCAGUGUGCGGACGACAUUGCCGCCGCUGCCACCAUCCUGAACACCGCCGAGCAGGAGCAGCGCUACGGGGGCGCCGAGGCGUCUGUCCAGCCGCAGGCCCACAUCAGCGGACACACGGCCACCCUGAUCUUCCUGCUGAUCGUGCUGAGCAUGAUCCUGCUCGGACUGCUGGUGGCGCUCGUCUACGUCAGCCGCGACAAGUUGAAGUACAUGAUCACGCCGGUGUUCGACAAUGUGGCCAAGAAGGUGCAGUACACAUCGAUCAAGGACGAGGACUGCCCGGAGGUGCACGUUUAGAGAUCACAGAACCAUACUUCAUCCACAGGAUCAACACAAAAAGAGAAAGGGAGAGGAUUGAAAGCCCGGUUUUCAAUUAAAAAUCCGAUCAAAAGUUAAUGCCAUUCGAGUUCUAAACAUUUACUCACAUUCACAAGUUCCUGCCCCCUAAAUUUUCUAAGGAUUUUUUAUGGAUUUCUUCAAUAGAAAUUGUACUUUCUGGCUAAAGCAAUAAUUUUAAAAUUAUAAAACUUUGAAACUAAAAAAAAAUUG
Messenger RNA from Drosophila gunungcola (fruit fly), 2283 nucleotides. RefSeq names its product trophoblast glycoprotein. Lineage: Eukaryota; Metazoa; Arthropoda; Insecta; Diptera; Drosophilidae. Gene Ontology annotation, cellular component: membrane. Gene Ontology annotation, molecular function: protein binding. The coding region runs from base 733 to 2031 and encodes 432 amino acids. The record is from RefSeq and is a predicted model, not a curated record. The transcript is spliced from 4 exons.